AUGUCUUCAAAAUCUUCAGAUUGGUUUGAAAGGGCUUUGCGAGGUGAUACUAUAACCUCUUUUAAUUAUUUUGUAGAUUGUGAUGUCAAAGAAGUUGGAAAAGGCGGAUUUGGAGUUGUUUAUUCAGCUGACUAUGAAGGAACAAAAGUCGUGUUAAAAAGUGCUAAUGCUAAUAGAGUGACUAAAGAAUUUGUUAGCGAAUUUAGACGACUAAGUUCUAUUAAAUUUCAUCCAAAUCUUAACCAAUUUCAUGGAAUUACGCUUGACCCUACAACUGAAAAUCUCAUGCUGGUGCUGCAAUUUGCCAAUGGAG
Molecule: messenger RNA, 313 nt
Organism: Racocetra persica
Lineage: Eukaryota; Fungi; Glomeromycota; Glomeromycetes; Diversisporales; Gigasporaceae
Source: the annotation of a GenBank genome assembly